AUGACCUUCAUCGCUGAUUCCUUCCCGUUACUUGAAGAGUUGGAUAUUAGUUUCCCCAAAGGAAUAAGCGGUGACGACUACUACUACAACUAUAACAAUGCCCUAAAGGUUUUCCUUACUCGGCUUUCAGAACUCCGUAAGGUUAAUCUCUCUGGUAAUUCCUAUGUAAAUGACUCGUUGUUUUUUCAGCUAUGUAUGAACUGCAAGUUUCUCAAAGAGGUGGUUAUGUACAAAUGCCGUUCCAUAACACAUGCUGGUAUUGCUUCUGCAAUCUACCAGAGACCGACUUUAAGUUCUUUAUCUCUUACCAACUUUAAGGAAGCUAGAGAAAUAGAAAAUGUUACUUUGUACUUCAUUGAUUCAUUGCAUCUAGAUCUUCAAUGUGCAAAGUUUUUGAAUGAUCAGCAUUUCAAUGAGCUGUGUGCAUUUCUUGGUGAUUUAGUGUCUAUAAAUGUGAGUGGUUGUGACGACCUCACCAAUUCAGCCUUCUUUGCACUCCUUAGGAACUGUCCUUUGCUCACUGAGAUCAGAAUGGAGUCAACAAAUAUUGGAGUUAGUUCAAUACCGUCCAUGGAUUUGGUUGAAUACCAUCAGGUGAAGUCUCUCCAUUUGGCUCACAAUUCAGGUUUGCAAGAUGAACACAUCAAAAGGUUUGCUUUAAUGUUUCCAAGUAUGCAAUUUCUUGAUUUGUACGCUUGCCGUUACAUAUCUGAAAAAGCUAUUAGUAAAGUGUUAAAUAGAUGCUGUAAGUUUAGGCAUUUGAACUUUGCCUUCUACCCACAACCUAAGCUAUUUUUGAUCAACUUUGAAGUUUCCAAACUGGAGGUGCUGAACUUGUCAAACUCAAGAAUUGAUGAUGGCGCAUUGUAUGCGAUUUCAAAGAGUUGCCCUCGGCUUCUACAUCUGGACCUGGAAGAUUGUCAUCAUGUCACGGAGAAGGGAGUGAGGCUAGUGUUAGACAACUGCGUACACCUGAGAGAGAUUAAUUUGCAAUAUUGUCCUAAAGUAUUUGCCGAUACUGUUGCCAAGAUGAUACUUUUGAGGCCAUCAUUGAGAAAAAUAAUGACACCGCCUCGUUUUCGUCUGUGA
This is a messenger RNA of Medicago truncatula (barrel medic), 1089 nucleotides long. Its product is annotated as SCF E3 ubiquitin ligase complex F-box protein grrA. Gene Ontology annotation, biological process: SCF-dependent proteasomal ubiquitin-dependent protein catabolic process. Gene Ontology annotation, cellular component: SCF ubiquitin ligase complex. The record is from RefSeq and is a predicted model, not a curated record. The transcript is spliced from 2 exons. Bases 1 to 1089 code for a protein of 362 amino acids. Lineage: Eukaryota; Viridiplantae; Streptophyta; Magnoliopsida; Fabales; Fabaceae.